This is a messenger RNA of Triticum turgidum subsp. durum (durum wheat), 1278 nucleotides long. The record is from the annotation of a GenBank genome assembly. Lineage: Eukaryota; Viridiplantae; Streptophyta; Magnoliopsida; Poales; Poaceae.
AUGGAGAGCCUCGUCCUCGCCUCCUCGUGCUCCGCGUCUCCCCGCCUGCCCCUCCUCUCCGCCGCCAGCCGCCCGUCGCGGCCCCUCCCGGCGGCGCCGCUCUCCGCUGCCGCCGGGCGGAGGGGAGCCAGGCGGCCGAGGCUCGUCGUCUCCGCCGCCUCCCGCGGAUCUAGGAACGUUUCAGAUGGAUUUAACACAAAGGGAUUUGCAAGCAUAUCGUCUUCAACCAGCACCGAGAAUACAUCGACGGGAACUGGCACCGUGCCUCCCAUGCCGCCUCCCUCAUCAUAUAUUGGUUCACCUGUUUUCUGGAUUGGCGUUGGUGUAGCAUUAUCUGCAGCAUUUUCCAUGGUCUCUUCGAUGGUAAAGAAAUACGCAAUGGAACAAGCAUUCAAGUCGAUGAUGACCCAGGCACCACCAAACACAUUUGGUGCGAACUCGCCAUUCCCAUUCUCCAUGCCACCACAGGCAGGUUCCACGGCACCAAGUAGUUACCCAUACUCAGGACCAAGGAAAAAUACCCCAAAAGGUGCAACUGUUGAUGUUUCAGCUACUGAUGUGGCAGCAACUGGAUCUUCGGAAGCAGCUGAUGUGGCAGAGACAUCGAAGCCUUCAAAGAAAUUUGCCUUUGUUGAUGUUUCUCCCGAAGAGUUGCAAAAACAGAAGGAGCUUCAAUCUUCAUUGCAGACGGUAGAUGUAAAAAGUGAUAGCACUGAAAGUGAAACGAAGGGUGAUACUGAACAAGUUCCUACAAAUGGUGCUGCUUUUAAGCCGAGUGAAGAUUCCUCUACCUGGACAACUGAAUCCAGUAAGUCAGGACCUAUGCUAUCUAUUGAUACAAUUGAGAAAAUGAUGGAAGACCCAGCUGUGCAGAAGAUGGUUUACCCCUACUUGCCUGAGGAGAUGAGGAACCCAGAUUCAUUCAAGUCGAUGCUUCAGAAUCCGAUGUACCGCCAACAACUGGAGGAUAUGCUAAACAACAUGGGCGCAUCUCCUGAUCAAUGGGAUAACCGCAUGGUUGAUCACUUGAAGAACUUUGACCUUAGCAGUCCUGAAGUUAGGCAGCAGUUUGCGCAAGUUGGCAUGACUCCAGAGGAAGUUGUAGCGAAAAUAAUGGCGAACCCAGAAGUUGCUGUUGCAUUCCAGAAUCCAAAAAUUCAAACGGCCAUCAUGGAUUGCUCGCAGAACCCUCUGAAUAUUGUAAAAUACCAAAAUGACCAAGAGGUCAUGGAUGUUUUUAUGAAGAUAUCGCAAAUCUUCCCCCAAAUUAAUGGCUAG